This is a messenger RNA of Centropristis striata (black sea bass), 971 nucleotides long. RefSeq names its product transmembrane protein 69-like. The transcript is spliced from 3 exons. The record is from RefSeq and is a predicted model, not a curated record. Lineage: Eukaryota; Metazoa; Chordata; Actinopteri; Perciformes; Serranidae. The coding region runs from base 176 to 925 and encodes 249 amino acids.
AACAUUCCGAGACAGACAGACAUUUAAUCGAGCACCGAUAGAAUGGCAGUCUGCAAACGACCUUAAGUUUAGCUAGUUCACGUUCAUUUGCCACUAACUCAAUGUAACUGUGCCUGCAGGCCCGUGGCAAACAUUUGAAUUACAAUCAAUUACGGGGAAACGAUUAGAUUGAAAAAUGAUUGGAUUUGCAUCUGGAAGACGUAUACUUUCUGGGGUUCCAGCGUGGCGAUGUCUUCAGCAGAUAACCAGCAGAGCACCAAACUACACAACAAAACCUCAGCAGCUGUUUCACUCUCAAGUCUCCUCAGCGCUAAUACCAUCCAGACUAACUCCCACCAACAGGUUGUUGAGCGUCCGGCCCCUGAACUUGUCUGCCUCACGUCUCUGCCAGGGGCAUUCACAAGGCAGCCCAGAGAGAGGCAAACACAGAGAGGGUUUCAGUAUGAAGGCCCUCACCCAGGCUCCCAAACCAGCUCUCAUACUGGGUUUCUCUGGGCUCUUUCCUUUCCUGUCUCCCUCGCUCCUGAUGGCUGAGACACAGCUCUUCAUCCCUGAAGUUGCUUUUGCUCAAAUGGUCUACGGAGCCUGUAUCGUCUCCUUCCUCGGAGGGGCCCGCUGGGGGUUUGCCAUCCCUGAUGGGAGUCCUGCGCAGCCUGACUGGAGGAAUUUGGGCAACAGCGUGGUGCCUUCACUUCUGGCCUGGCUGGCUCUGCUCUGCAGGGACAAUAUUGCAGAGGGAGCCCUGGUAGUUAUUAUGGGACUGGGACUCUCCCUGCACUAUGACCUGACCCUGCUGCCUGGCUACCCCUCCUGGUUCAAAGCUAUGAGAACUGUCCUCACACUUGUCGCUACCUUCUCACUGGUGGCUACGCUGACUAUUAAACAAUUCUGCCCUGAGAAGAAGAUCAAAGAGAUUCAGCUGUGAUUUAAGAGGACAGUUUGAACUUGGACUUAAUAAAGUUGUAAAAUUA